Desarmillaria tabescens is the source of this 882-nucleotide messenger RNA. RefSeq names its product acyl-CoA N-acyltransferase. NCBI's taxonomy places the organism in Eukaryota, Fungi, Basidiomycota, Agaricomycetes, Agaricales, Physalacriaceae. The record is from RefSeq and is a predicted model, not a curated record. Bases 107 to 631 code for a protein of 174 amino acids. The transcript is spliced from 4 exons. Gene Ontology annotation, molecular function: N-acetyltransferase activity.
UAUCUCCUGCACGAGAGGUCGAACAGUGUCGGCGGCGCACCAUACUUCCCCUGGCUCUUGUUACCGUAUAGAUCACCAUCACUCCACCAUUCAACGUCUGCCGACUAUGCCUGCAGUCGACCGCGUUCUAGACCACGAAAUCAUCAUCGCCACCACAAAGGAACACAUUCAGCAAUGCCUUGAUGUUCGAAUUCAGGUCUUCCAUCACGAGCAAAAAUUUCCCCUUGAAACCGAAAUAGACGAGUUCGAUAGCCCUCAGGCUGCAACUCACUUCCUUCUGCGGCUACUUCCUUCUCUCCAGCCAGUCGGAACCAUCCGCGGAGUCAGAUUAUCCGAGGUUUAUUACAAGCUUGGUAGACUUGCUGUACUCGACCAGUAUCGAAAGUACAAGUUUGGGAAGGAACUCGUAUUGCGCUUGCAUGAGUGGGUCAAAAUUGACGCGAGCCCCAUGGCCACUAUGGCCGAGCAUGACGUAUACGCGAUUGUCGUGUCCCAUUCUCAGAUACCUGUCAAGGGGUUUUACGCCAAGUUUGGGUAUAUACCAGAGGGUGCCGAGUUUGAUGAGGACGGUGAACCUCAUCAGAAGAUGGUCCUGCAACUCCCUUUGAUUGCUCCAAAGCCUUCUGAUUGAAUAAAGUUGUAUUCGUCAGAUAUACGGAGAUGCAAUAUGUGCUAACAAUACAUAAGUGGGGUGCAUAGGUAUUCCCAUUAUACAGUGCUGUCCGAAGAUUGUUCGAAGCAAUAAAAUACUCGAAACACACAAUAAGCAAAAGAUCGUUUCGAAGGGCGUACGUAUAAUAGAAAGGGCAUGAGUGGUCGUCAGCGAGCCAAAGGCUCUCACAGGGAAUAUAUCAUCAAGAAGAAAAGUAAAAACCCAUCAUC